Molecule: messenger RNA, 4226 nt
Organism: Manduca sexta (tobacco hornworm)
Lineage: Eukaryota; Metazoa; Arthropoda; Insecta; Lepidoptera; Sphingidae
Exons: 2
Coding region: 225-1193 (322 amino acids)
Biological process (GO): DNA integration
Molecular function (GO): nucleic acid binding; zinc ion binding
Source: RefSeq, a predicted model, not a curated record
AAGGUUCCACGUACAUUUAUGUAGUAUAGUUAGCUUUAGAUAUGUAUAAGAAUGAAUAUUGUAUUAAUGAGGGUAAUCUGGCAGUCCGCAAUAAAUGGUCGAAUUGAAUACACGCGUUUCAUUGUGCUCCUUGCUAAGAUAUAUUACAGUGGCGACGAGGAUACUUUUAACUCGCUGUGUUAUUUUGUAGAAUUUAUACCGUGGCUAGUGGACAAUCUGACAAUAUGUCGAUAGGCCGAUUGAGUGAGUUCGAUGUUCAAACGGGACAGUGGUCGUCAUACAUUGACAGAUUGGAUAUGUAUUUCAAAGUGAACAAGAUAACGGAUGACUUGAAACUGCCGACGAUGAUUGCUACCAUGGGGGACGAAGCAUAUGAGUUACUAGUCAACCUAGCUAGUCCAAACAAACCCUCGGAUUUAGUUUACCAGGUAGUGGUUGAUAUGAUGCGUAAUCAUCUGCAACCUACGCCGUCGUCGUUAGCGGAGCGGUUUCGUUUUCGUCAGAAAAGACAAGGAGCGGAGGAGGAUAUAGCAGCUUACGUCGCGGAAUUGAAAAAAUUAGCUCGGAAUUGUAAGUUUGCAGCUAAUUUGAAUGAAAAUCUACGGGACCAGUUUGUAUGUGGACUUAAGAGUGACGUCAUCAGGCAACGGUUAUUCGGUGAAGAUGACUCAGUGACUUUCGUGGAAGCCGUUAAUUUAGCUACCUCGUUGGAGGCGGCGGAGCGGGAUGCGGCGGUGGUGGAGAGUGCUGCAUCAACAAACGAGACGGGGUCCAACAAGACGAGUGCGGUACAUACACUUAUGCAAUCGAGGCGAGGCGGCGGGGGCGGGCGGCUGCGCGGUCGCCGCCGGUCGGCCGGCAUGCGCCCGACAUUCACUACAGCCAGCGCGGCUACGACGUACGAACGUGGGAGCCGGGCGAACUGUGCGGCUUGUGGAGCUACGAACCAUGUGUAUGCAGACUGUCGCUUUCGGGAUUACAGAUGCAGUCUAUGUAAGCAUAUUGGACACUUGCGACGAGUUUGCUCAUGGGAUGAUGGCAAACUGUCGCGAGGAGUAGUCACGGAUCGUCGUGAGAGACAGAAGGAAGGCUUUCAUUACAAUGACGCUGACCGGGAGACGAGCGACGAGGAGGAGGAAAACAUCGUGGAAAAUUUAAACCUUAUGGGACUGGACAGUUAUAAAGCAAUAUGAGGCGCUAUUUGACGGUAGAUUGGGGCGGUACACGGGAGGCAAGGCGACGCUGCGUGUGCGGGACGGAGCGACGCCGGUGUUUCAUCGUGCGCGGCCUGUACCUUACGCACUGCGCGAACGCAUAGACGCGGAGCUAGAUGCAAUGCUGCGUGCCGGCGUCAUCGAGCCUGUGGACUGCUCCGACUGGGCAUCACCAUUGGUGCCGGUAAACAAGGCAGACGGUACGUUGCGAAUUUGUGCGGAUUAUAAAGCGACACUUAAUCCAGCCUUGUUGAUCGAUCGUUAUCCUUUGCCGAGAAUUGGAGACGUGCUUGUAGGACUUAAUGGGGCACAAUUUUUUAGUAAAAUUGAUUUGUCACAGGCGUAUAACCAGGUCGAGUUGGAUGACUCUAAGAAAUACACGGUAAUUAACACACACCGCGGGUUAUUCCGUUAUAACAGAUUGGUUUAUGGGUUAGCUUCAAGUGUAGGAAUUUUUCAACGAAUAAUGACCAAGUUAUUAGGUAAUAUUCCAAAUGUGCAAGUAUUUUUAGAUGACGUUAUAAUAGGAGGUAAAACUAAGGAGGAACAUUUGCAAGCACUCGAAUUAGUUUUGCAAAAGUUGUCGGAUAAUGGGCUAAAACUAAAGAGACAAAAAUGCGUAUUUUUGGUAAAUGAGGUUACAUAUUUAGGUUAUGUCAUAUCCAAAGAUGGGGUCAAAGCAGAUAUGUCAAAAAUUAAAGCUAUACGUCAGAUUCCGACACCCAAAAAUAUUAGCGAGUUACGUUCGUUUCUGGGCACAGUAAAUUUCUUUUCAAAAUUUAUAAGAAAUUUUAAUUCGUUGUUAGUACCAUUAAAUAACUUAUUACGUAAGGGGGUAGAGUGGAAGUGGAGUAGAGAGUGCCAAUGCGCUUUUGCGGAGAUUAAAGAUGCCUUAACGGGGACUGCGGUAUUGGCGCAUUAUGAUCCUAAGAGCCCACUCAUAGUUACUUGCGAUGCUAGUCCGUGGGGGGUCGGGGGAGUCCUAGCACAGUCAGGACCCCACGGGGAGCGGCCCGUGGCAUAUGCGUCACGAUCACUCACUCCUGCUGAAAAGAAUUACUCUCAGAUCCAUCGCGAGGCGUUAGCCAUUAUAUUCUGUAUGCGGAAAUUUCAUCAAUAUAUUUACGGAAGGAAAUUUACAUUACGUACGGACCACAAACCACUGGUUUCCAUUUUUGGCCCUCAAACGGGUAUACCUACGAUGACUGCAAGUAGGAUGCAGAGAUGGGCGGUUAUACUAUCUGCUUACAAUUACGACAUAGAAUAUAUAAAGACAAACGAAAACUGCGCGGACGGGUUGUCGCGUCUUCCUGUCAGUUAUGGGGAUCAUAAUGGAAUAGAGGAAUUAAUUCCGGAACAAACAUACCUUCACUUCGCUCAGGAUGGUAUGUUGCUAGAAUAUAAUGAAAUCAAAAAACAAACGGAAAAAGAUCCGGUCUUGGGGAGAGUGCUUAGUUACAUCCGCGACGGAUGGCCGGAAAAAUGUGGUAUUUUAAAUUUGCAACCGUACUUUAACAGAAAAACGGAAUUAUACGAGGAGUUAGGCUGUAUAAUGUGGGGACAUAGAGUAGUGAUUCCGGAAAGAUGUCAAAAACAGGUAUUAAAAAUAAUUCACGAACCACACAUGGGCAUCGUGAAGUCCAAGGCUUUAGCGCGCAGUUACGUAUGGUGGGCCGGCAUCGACGAGGCGGUAGAAAGAGAGUGUCGCACGUGUGAGGUUUGUGCAGCACAAUCGGAUGCACCGCCCCGCGCAGCACCACGCCCAUGGCCUUGGCCGGUCAGGACCUGGUCUAGGUUGCAUUUAGAUUUCAUGGGCCCAAUAGCCGGUAAAACAGACUUAGUUGUUGUGGAUGCAACGUCUAAAUGGAUAGAGGUAUGCCCCGUGACAAGUACGGCGGCAAGUUGCACAAUAGCUAGGUUAAGUGAAUUAUGGAGUAGGUGGGGCUUACCGAGGCAAAUCGUCUCCGAUAAUGGGCCACCGUUUACAAGUGGUGAAUUUGCACAAUUUGUUAGAAACGAUGGCAUAUAUCACAUAUUCACGGCGCCAUACCAUCCAUCGUCGAAUGGGGCCGCUGAAAACGCAGUUAAAACAUUGAAGAAUGUUAUAAAGAAAGCGAUUUCUGAAAACAGGAACGUAGAAAGGGCUUUAAAUACAUUUUUAAUGUACUAUAGAAAUACUGAACAUUGUACUACAGGAGCAAGUCCGUCUGCAUUCAUGUUAGGGAGGCGAAUACGUACUAGGCUGGACGUGUUCAAACCGGAUCGAGAACUUAAAGUAAAACAAGUCCAACAGAGACAAGUUGAGGGGUCAAUAGGUACAGAAAGAAAAAUUAGAGUGGGGGAUGAUGUCUGGUUUCGUCAAUAUAAUAUGAAAGGCGAAAAGUGGUCGACCGGGAAAAUAGUGGAAUCAAACGGUCAUAAUGAUUUUAAAGUACAGGAUAGUAAUAAUAAACAGGUACAUAGACACAUCGAUCAACUAAGGCGUAGGACAAGAGGUUCGCUUGUAAUUCCGACAGGUUCUGCGCGACGUGAGUCGGGACCUUCCGACGAGCCGCCGGUGGAGAGCACGGUGGGGCAGCCGGAGGCGCCGGUGGACGCUGCCGCGAGCUCAAGACCCGUCUCCGUCCAUCGAAGUUGAGGAGAGCUCCCAUGAGACGCAAAAUAAAUUGUCGUCACCGUCGCCAUCCAUACCGGUACCGCCUCAAGCGCGCCCAAUCAGACAAUGUAGGCUUAAUAAAAAUAUUAAUUAUAAGGCAUAACGGUGGUAAAGAUUUAGGCAAUAAGCAAUGAGAUCUAUAAACUAAAUUAAGAAUUUAACCUUUAUAAAUAUCAUGUUAAUGUGUCAUCAAGUAUAUAAUGUAAGUUGUAAGGUGUUAUCGUCAGUUCACUACUGUAUACUGGGUAAUAAAAUAGUGAGGAGGAGUGUAGUAUAGUUAGCUUUAGAUAUGUAUAAGAAUGAAUAUUGUAUUAAUGAGGGUAAUCUGGCAGUCCGCAAUAAAUGGUCGAAUUGAA